Messenger RNA from Eutrema salsugineum, 1774 nucleotides. RefSeq names its product nephrocystin-3. Lineage: Eukaryota; Viridiplantae; Streptophyta; Magnoliopsida; Brassicales; Brassicaceae. The record is from RefSeq and is a predicted model, not a curated record. The transcript has 9 exons. Bases 66 to 1739 code for a protein of 557 amino acids. Gene Ontology annotation, cellular component: chloroplast. Gene Ontology annotation, molecular function: protein binding. Gene Ontology annotation, biological process: chloroplast organization.
GGUCGGCGACUCGGCGGAACCGUGGCCAGAGCUUCACACUCCCUCGCUUGCUCUCUCUCUCACUAAUGGUGUCUUCUACUUCUCUCCUCCCUUCGACCACUUUGCUCAUCAACUGGGCGAAUCAAAUAUGUACUCAGCCGGGUCUUUCCUCGAGAGAUUCGACAUGGCAGUGUGUUUGCUUCCGUAAGCAGAAACGCAAACCUAAGCUCUACCUAAUUCCCGCCCGUCAUUUCUUAUCAACUCCACUUGAUUCAACGAAGCUGAAGACUCGUGCUACUACUUCCGGUGUUUCUGAGGUUCAAAGGUCUACUCAUAGCAAAGAGAUGAAAGAGUUUGAGAUGGAGUUGCAAGAGUUGUUCAAUGAAGUCAAAUCCAUGGUAAAGAUUGGGAAGGAAAGAGACGCAGUGGACCUACUUCGAGCUAAUUAUGUUGCUGUGAAAGAAGAGAUGGAUUCGGGUUUGAAAGGUAUCGAACAAGCUGCUGUUCUUGACAUCAUUGCAUUGGGGUAUAUGGUUCUUGGAGACUUGAACCCUAUUCCGGCAUUGCUUGAUAUGAUAAACAAGAUUGUUGAUAAGUUAAAGGACACUGAACCUCUUUUGGAUUCAGUACUUAUGCAUGUUGGCAGUAUGUACUCGGCACUAGGGAUGUUUGAAAACGCUGUACUCGCGCAUCAAAGAGCUGUUAGUAUAUUAGAGAUUAGAUUCGGUGAAUGCAGUACUCUACUUGUCACACCGUUACUUGGGUUGGCUAAGAGUUUUGGUUCGUAUGGAAAAGCCACUAAAGCUAUCGGCGUUUACGAGCGUACAGUGACCAUCUUGGAACGGAAUAGAGGCUCUGAAAGUGAGGAUCUAGUGGUGCCUUUAUUUUCACUCGGUAAACUUUUGCUUAAAGAAGGUAAAGCAGAUGAGGCAGAGAUUCCUUUUACCAGGAUUUUAAAUAUAUACAAGAAGACAUACGGAGUGAAAGAUGGAAGAGUUGGUAUGGCCAUGUGUUCCCUUGCUAAUGCAAAGUGCACAAAAGGAGAUGCAGAUGAAGCAGUAGAUCUCUACAAAAACGCUCUACGAAUCAUCAAAGAUUCAAAUUAUAUGGCCAUCGACGAUGCUAUCUUAGAAAACAUGAGGAUAGAUCUUGCUGAGCUGCUUCAUUUUGUUGGAAGGGGAAACGAAGGACGAGAGCUACUAGAAGAAUGCUUAUUAAUAAACGAGAGAUACAGAGGGAAAAACCAUCCAAGCAUGGCUACACAUCUUAUAAACCUUGCAGCAUCUUAUUCACGCUCCAAGAAUUAUGUGGAGGCCGAGCGGUUGCUGAGAACUUGUUUGGACAUCAUGGAGAAGUCGGUUGGUUCAGAGGAUCAGUCCAUAACCUUCCCAAUGCUGAAUCUUGCAGUCACUCUUUCUCAACUAAACCGUGAUGAGGAAGCCGAGCAAGUAGCAUUAAAGGUCCUACGAAUCCGUGAGGACGCAUUUGGCAAAGACUCUCUCCCUGUUGGUGAGGCACUGGACUGUCUGGUAUCGAUCCAGGCGAGAUUAGGAAGAGACGAUGGAGAAGUACUGGGUUUGCUGAAAAGGGUAUUGAUGAUCCAAGAGAAAGAGUUUGGGUCUUCAGCUGAAGAACUCAUUGUUACUCUCCAGAAGAUUAUGCAUUUUCUGGAGAAAUUGGAGAUGAAAGAUGAGAAAUUUAAGUUUAGGAGAAGGCUAGCUUUGCUUAGAGAGAGAUACAAGCAGAGUCUUAGCUUGUAGAACAUAUGAAUAAAUUAAUUGAUUUGUAUCUCCCU